Messenger RNA from Megalobrama amblycephala (Wuchang bream), 1972 nucleotides. It is a transcript of the gene hirip3, whose product is annotated as HIRA interacting protein 3. The record is from RefSeq and is a predicted model, not a curated record. The transcript has 8 exons. NCBI's taxonomy places the organism in Eukaryota, Metazoa, Chordata, Actinopteri, Cypriniformes, Xenocyprididae. Bases 96 to 1670 code for a protein of 524 amino acids. Gene Ontology annotation, cellular component: nucleus.
UAGCCGUGCACAGGAAAGCGCGCCAAGGGAGGGUGUCGCGUUUAGUACGCACAGUACGCAGUCGUGUAAAAAGUGGCGCAAAUGUGUAAAAAAACAUGGCCAAAGAAGAGGACGCGAUACGAGAGUUCGUUGUGAGAGAACUGCACAAGUGUUCGGACCUAAGUACACUGACUUUAGGCAUUUUGCGGAGGAGAUACCUGGAGAAAGUGGGUAGAGAGUCGCUCAACCCCAAGGACAAACAGUUGAUGAAGAAAAUUGUCGAGGAGGAACUUUUGAAGAUGCAGGCCAGCAGUGAUGAUGAGCCUCUUAUUAAGAGUGUGAAUCCGUCAAAGAGCCAGAACAAAAGGAAAAGAGUGGAUGAUGACAACGAAGAUGAUGAUGGGGAUGAAGAGAAUAAAAUGGUGGGAAAGACGAAGAGAUCACGGCUGGGGGAGUCUUCUCCAGAUUCCCCUGACUCUGGAAUAGAGAAAGCUAUGAAUGAGGGAAGGCAAAAAGAGGAAGAAGCUGGAAGUGAUAAAGACAUGGGUGAAGACAGUGAGGUGGAGCAAGAGAAAAAGAACAUUAACAGAAAACCACAGAAUAAGAGGCGGGGCAAGCAGAACGCACAAGAAAAGGACAAUGACAAGAAAAAGAAAACGAAAAAGAAAGGGAAGACGAUAGAAAGUGAUGAAGAGGAGGAGAUGGAGGAUUCUGAUGAGGAGGAGGCCAGGCAAAAACCACCAUCAAAAGAAAAGAAAAAGAAAGAGGAUUCAGACAGUGAGGAGGAAACCAAUGAUAACCCAGCCAGAAGUGAGUCUGCGAGUGAUUCUGAGGAUGAUAAAGUGAAGAGCAAAGCGAAGACACAGAGCAAAAGAAAAGAGAUUAGAAAAAAGAAGCAGGUAGAGAGGGAUUUUGUGAAAGAAGUGGAGAGAGAAGUGUUUGGGAGCAGCUCUGAAAGUGAGGAGGAGAAAAACAAAGACACAAAAAACAAGAGCAACUCUGAAAAUGAAAGCCCUGGAGACAGUGAAGAGGAGAAAGAUAAAAGAGAGGAUGCUGCUGAUUUAUCCUCUAAAGAGACCGAGAAAAAUGGACAGGACAACCAGAAGGAGGCAGCAGAGGACUCAGACUCCUCUUCACUUCCCUCACUAGAGGAUGAGGAGGAACAAGAGAAGGGCAAGAAGGAGGGGGAAAAAAGCGAGACAAAGAAAAAACGUAGUGGGGAUAGGGAAAACACAACCAGAGGAAAGGAUGAAGAGAAUAAGGCUGUGUCCAGGCUGAAGCGCUACAUCGCCCUCUGUGGUGUGAGACGGAACUACAAGAAGCUGUUAGACGGCUGCCGAUCAGUAAAGGCAAAAGUGGCUGUGCUGAAAAAAGAGCUGGAGGAGCUGGGUGUGGAAGGUCAGCCCUCCAUAGAGAAGUGUAAGAAAGCUCGACUAAAGAGAGAAGAAGCACAGGAACUGGCUGAGCUGGACGUCAGCAACAUCAUCACCACUCAGGGACGUCCCAAAAGGAGAGCAGCAGCAGCAGCAUGGCCCCCAGCACAAAACGCCUCUCCUCCCCCGUCUGCCUAUAAACGUGUUGUGGACUCGGACUCAGAUAGCGGGGACAGCCACACAAACACGGGCCGCAAGAGAGGAGCAGCCUGGGGCAACCUGCAGGGAAUCAUCAGUGACGAUGGGGAGAGUGACUAGAUGGAAAGUGCCUUGUACCUGCAAUCUGUUCCAGCAUUAUACAGUGCAUUCCAUAAGUUCACCUGCUCACAAUUUUACAACAAACUGUUUAAAAACUGUUAAACCUGCUCUAAUGAAUCCGUUUGUACAUUUCAAAGGAAUUUUAUGUGUACAUCCUCUACGACUGUAGGAUGUGUUUGGAUUUCUUCCGAUAUAUUUGUUCUCUACUUUCAUGUGUUUUAUAACUGUUAGUUUGUACUUGGCAUAUUUAAGUGUAGAAUGAGGUUCAUGCAGCUUUGAAAAUAAAAUGUUUAUUGAAUCUG